AGAACCCGCCCAUCCACAGUCCCAGGAGGAAGACCCGGGAGUAGGCUGUGAAACCGAGUCUAGAGGGAACAAGACGCUCACCUGGGCCCCAGAACAAUAGAAGGGGAGGUGGGGGCCUCCCCUGGGACCGGGUCCCGAUCCGGAUUAGAUCCGCAGGGCAGGAUUAGCCCUGUUGGUCCCACGAAGCCUGGGCCACUGGUGCGGUGACGGUGCUGGGGCGGGCUUCGGAAUCCGUCAGGAGGGAAGCGCGCCCGUGGGGCCGGAGAGGAAGUAAACCCGCGCGUCCACCUCGGGGACACCCCCGCGCUCGGUGGCCUUUGUCCGGUGACGCUGCCAGCGCCCGGAGCACCAGGGGCCGAAGGGGUCCACAGAGCAGCGGCGGGACCCCGGAAACCCAUUGCGACCGGCCCCAGGAGACCCACCACCAGGCUCCGACUGUGCCGAGCUUCCCGCUCGCCCGGCCCCGCGGGUAGCGAACGCGACAAUGUUCCCCUGAGGCCACGACAGAGCCGGCGUGCUGAGAUGCCCAAACCCCGCGCGGGGGCUAGCGACUCUCGCGCCAGUAGGCCCUUGACUUGGAUCAAGACGGGGGACGGGGGACUCCCAGGACGCGAGCAGAGUGAACGAGGACAAGGUGAUGCUCCACGCGCUUCUACUUCAAGUCUGGUCCGGUUCGGCCUGGUCUGGCCCAGCGGAACAGCCACUCAAGCACUAUCACAGCUUGCCCUUCCGCUUGCUCUGGCUGCCUGCAGACUUGGAGCCAUUUUAAGGAGAAACCAUCUGGCCACGCCCCCUAGUGGACCCGAGAAGCCAAUCCACGCUCGGCCACGCCCCUCUCCGCGCGCGGCGGAGAGGCCAACGGUCGCGCGGGUGACGGUUAGGGCGGGGCGUACUUCGGCAUCUAGCCGGAGAAACUUGAGCCGGCUGCCCCGCCCAUGGUGCCCGAAGCCCCAAAGGCUGGGAUUAGGGGCUAGAAGUCUGGCACCGACCGCCUGGCCAGGUGUUCGGGACACGACCAGGUGGGCGGCCGCCCCGCCCCGGGAGCGCGGCUUAAUAGCUGAGAGCCCGGGGGCCAGGCCGCGGCUGCGGCCUAGGCAACGCCCUGAGGGCGGCCACGCUGCCAGGUGUUCCACUCCCCCCGGGACUAUGGGCAAGGGCCCGGGGCGGGGAGGGCGGCAGGUGCUGACACUGGAGCUGCGCCGGAGGUCGGGGAACUCGGCCUCCUAAGACAGAGGACACUCGCCUGCUGGGCCGGCCGAGCUGUGCGGUGCCCUCCGGGACGCAGGGGGCGCUGCAGCCGCGCUGGGUCAGGCUCCGCAGGGCCCUCCCAAGCCGGUGACUAACGGCGCCGGUGACGACUUCGCCGCGCGUUGGUCAGCCAUGGCCACCGCUCUCGCGCUACGUAGCUUGUACCGAGCGCGACCCUCGCUGCGCUGUCCGCCCGUUGAGCUUCCCUGGGCCCCGCGGCGAGGGCAUCGGCUCUCGCCGGCGGAUGACGAGCUGUAUCACCGGACGCGCAUCUCUCUGCUGCAACGCGAGGCUGCUGAGGCCACGUACAUCGACAGCUACAACAGCCGCGGCUUCAUGAUAAACGGAAACCGCGUGCUCGGCCCCUGCGCUCUGCUCCCGCACUCGGUGGUGCAAUGGAACGUGGGAUCCCACCAGGACAUCACCGAAGAGAGCUUUUCCCUCUUCUGGAUGCUGGAGCCCCGGAUAGAAAUUGUUGUGGUGGGGACUGGAGACCGGACCGAGAGGCUGCAGUCCCAGGUGCUUCAAGCCAUGAGGCAGCGGGGCAUUGCUGUGGAAGUGCAGGACACGCCCAAUGCCUGUGCCACCUUCAACUUCCUGUGUCAUGAAGGCCGAGUAACUGGAGCUGCUCUCAUCCCUCCACCAGGAGGGACUUCACUCACAUCUUUGGGCGAAGUUGCUCAAUGAACCGCCAGGAACUGACCUGCUGACUGCACUCUGCCAGGCUUCCCAAUGUUUUCCCUCUUAUCUACCCUUUGGCACUUAAUCUUGCUUAUCAACAUAAUAAUUUAUACACUUCUCCCA
Molecule: messenger RNA, 2052 nt
Organism: Pongo pygmaeus (Bornean orangutan)
Lineage: Eukaryota; Metazoa; Chordata; Mammalia; Primates; Hominidae
Gene: NDUFAF3
Product: NADH:ubiquinone oxidoreductase complex assembly factor 3
Exons: 5
Coding region: 1381-1935 (184 amino acids)
Biological process (GO): mitochondrial respiratory chain complex I assembly
Cellular component (GO): mitochondrial inner membrane
Source: RefSeq, a predicted model, not a curated record